AUGCCAAACGUCGAUUCCUCCUCUUCAACAGACGAUUCUUCCCCUCAGCCGCAGACACCGCUUUCCUCAUCUCAAACAGGCUCCUCUAUCGCUGACCCUGCUAACGCCGAUCCGUCUCCCGAUAAUAUCGCUGGCGGCAAAAAGCGCAAACAGAAUCGUCGUAUUAACACUGCUGAACGCCGAGCGACCCACAAUGCCGUUGAGCGCCAGCGCAGAGAGACUCUGAACGGAAGAUUCUUGGAUCUUGCCGCUAUUCUUCCUAAUCUAUCUCAAAUCCGCCGACCAUCAAAGUCUGCCAUUGUCAACUCUUCAAUCGCCUACUUCCAUGCUUCCCGUCGACACCGUCUUCUGGCUUCGCGUGAGCUACGACUGCUCAAGUUUGAGACCGAUGCUUUGCGCCGUGAACUCAAUGACUGGCGCGACAGGGCAUCUAUCCGCCGAGUCCAGGAACCUACCCGGAGUGAUGGAUUCAGCAUAGUCCUCAGCGGAGAACUCGAGAUAUUGCCUAUCGACGGUAUAGACAACGAGGACGGUGAUGAUGGUGAUGAUGACCUAUAUACACCGGUUGUUUCCCCGGACGAUAACUUUGAGCAUCCUUUCGACAGUCCACCCUCUACUCGCCCACCCGCAUCUGGUCCUGAGCACGAUUCGUAUAACAUGAACGCAGUGUAUCCCAUACAGCGGCCAAUGGGAGGUCGUGGACCUGUACCGGUGAUCGCGUCUCCUAAUGGCAUGGCAGUGGAAAAUCCAGCUGCAACCUUUGACGCAAUGGGCAGUGGCGUUGCCGAGCCUUAUCCUGCAUUUGGCGAGAUGGGCCAGGGUAUGCAGAAUAAAUGGACUGUGCAGGACCAGGCUUACUAUGGUCCCCCGCCUGAGCGAGAACACGUACAUAGCAAUCGCAAGACUAGCCUCGGAGACCAGCCUGCACAGUAUUUCGAGCAGCGCUGGAACAACAACAACGGCAUGCACAAUAUCGAAAUGAACGGCAACAACAGCGGUGGUUCGUUCGGAAUGAUGUAG
This is a messenger RNA of Lentinula edodes (shiitake mushroom), 1020 nucleotides long. RefSeq lists its product as uncharacterized. Gene Ontology annotation, biological process: positive regulation of transcription by RNA polymerase II. The transcript is spliced from 2 exons. The record is from RefSeq and is a predicted model, not a curated record. The coding region runs from base 1 to 1020 and encodes 339 amino acids. Gene Ontology annotation, molecular function: protein dimerization activity; DNA-binding transcription factor activity. NCBI's taxonomy places the organism in Eukaryota, Fungi, Basidiomycota, Agaricomycetes, Agaricales, Omphalotaceae. Gene Ontology annotation, cellular component: RNA polymerase II transcription regulator complex.